Molecule: messenger RNA, 2474 nt
Organism: Macrosteles quadrilineatus (aster leafhopper)
Lineage: Eukaryota; Metazoa; Arthropoda; Insecta; Hemiptera; Cicadellidae
Gene: Rs1
Product: probable ATP-dependent RNA helicase DDX27
Exons: 15
Coding region: 103-2406 (767 amino acids)
Molecular function (GO): RNA helicase activity; ATP binding; nucleic acid binding
Source: RefSeq, a predicted model, not a curated record
CGUGAAACCGAAACGUGACCACUGUCCACCACACCACCACAACCUGUUCUAAUUCUAAUAAAUUUCUUCCUUAAACGCCUACUAGAAGGUUUUAAAACAAAAAUGACAAAAAGUACGAAAAAGCUUACAAGUUUUGAUUUAAUUCCAACAAUUAAAGAUUCAGAAGAAAUUCCUAACUAUUCUGAGGAUUCAGAUGUAGAAGAAGAGUUUCAGCCAAGCAGACAGAAAAAUAAGAAGAAAAAAGACUUUGACCCAGAUUUUCACUUCGCUGGCAGUACAUCAGAGUACAACAAAGAUGUUUGGAAUGAUUUAACAAAAUAUAUAAAGAGAAAAGCUAAAUCCAAAGUUGAUGAUAAAAUAUUAAAAGCAAGGAAAAAAUUGAAAAGUGAGGGACACAGUGGCGGAGAAGACUCUGAAAGUGAUGUAGAAAUAAAGGAGGAACCUCAGAGUAAUGACGAACUGUCGCUGUCUGAAGAUGAGUUGAAAAGAGAUGAUAUCAAACUCAAAGAAAAGAAAAUAGGUAAGAAGAAGUUAAAAAAGAUGAAACUUAUGGAAAAUGAUGACAAAAGUGAAAAACAAGAAGACUUUUUUGAAGACGCUCCUCCCUUUGAUUUGAAUGCUUCAUUUUAUCAAAUGAACUUAUCAAGACCUCUGUUGAAGUCAAUAGGUUCAAUGAACUUCACAACACCAACACCCAUCCAGGCAGCCACUAUUCCAGUUGCGUUGUCAGGUCGGGACAUCUGCGGUUGUGCAGCGACAGGCACAGGCAAGACUGCGGCAUAUAUGCUGCCCUCUCUGGAGCGACUGCUUUAUCGCCCUCGGGACGGAACUGCAGUUACGAGGGUCCUGGUGCUAGUGCCCACAAGAGAGUUAGGUGUCCAGGUGUAUCAAGUUACCAGACAAUUGGCUCAGUUUACCAACAUAGAAGUGGGACUGGCCGUCGGUGGGCUGGACCUCAAGACACAGGAGUCUGUGUUACGUAGGAGUCCCGACAUAGUCAUUGCCACCCCUGGUAGACUCAUUGAUCACCUUAAAAACACACCUUCUUUCUCUUUGGACUCAGUGGAAAUUCUGAUUCUGGAUGAGGCAGACAGAAUGCUGGAUGAAUACUUCCAAGAACAGAUGACAGAGAUCAUCAAGCAGUGUGCCAGGUCACGUCAGACGUUGCUGUUCUCCGCCACCAUGACUGACGCUGUAAAUGAUCUGGCAACCGUAUCUCUCAACAAACCUGUCAAAGUGUUUGUCGAUAAUAACCAAGAUGUUGCGUUCAACUUGCGUCAAGAGUUUGUGAAGAUCCGCAAGGAGAAGGAGGCAGACAGAGAAGCGUUGUUGGCAGCAUUGGUGUGUCGAACAUUCCACAACCAUACGAUGGUGUUUGUCACCACCAAGAAACAAGCACACAGAAUACACAUCCUUCUCGGCCUGCUGGGCGUCAAGGUGGGAGAGCUCCACGGGAAUCUGACUCAGCCGCAGAGAUUGGAGGCUCUACGCAGGUUUAAGGAUGAGGAGGUGGAUAUCCUAGUGGCGACAGACGUAGCAGCUCGUGGUCUGGACAUCCGAGGAGUCAAAACUGUAAUAAACUUCAUGCUGCCGUCCACUUUGGAGCACUACAUUCAUCGUGUUGGACGGACAGCUCGUGCAGGCCGUGCGGGAGUCUCUGUCAGCCUGGCCGGCGAGAACGAGCGCAAACUCGUCAAACAAAUUGUCAAACGAGCUCGGCACCCUGUCAAGAGCCGAGUCAUACCAUCAGAGAUUGUGGACAAAUACCGCAAGAAGGUGAGCAAACUUGAGGAUGAGAUCAACAAGAUCCUCCACGAGGAGUGGGAGGAGCGAGUUAUGCAGAGAACCGAGAACCAAGCAAACCGAGCAGAGAAGAUCCUGCAGGGAGGGGGAACAGCGGCAGACAUGCCUCGGACAUGGUUCCAGACACACAAGCAGCGGGAGGAGGAGAAAGAGAGGUUAAGGCUGACUGAAGGGAAGAAAGAACCAGGGAAAAAACAAAAAGAUACCAAGUCAGAUAAAAAUGAGGAGAAAGCGCCAAAUGAAGUGCCAGAGGGUCCUCGGGAGAGAAAGAAGAAGAAGAAGCAUGUGGAUACACCGGAAGAGCGAGUUAACAAAGAGAUGGAGAAGGUCAUGUUACUCCAAGCUCGACUCGCCAAACAGAAACGGAAAACUAAGAAACUACGAGCUGUUGUGGAUUCUACAUACAGCGGACCACAGGGUGCCAAAAAACGUAAGCAGUCAUCCUUUGAACAUGACCUCACAGACACCAGCAAGAAUAAAGUCAAGAGGCUGCGAUAUGAGGCAAAUUCACACAGUAAACAAGAAAAGUUUGGCAAGAAAAACCAGAAGUUUCAGAAGGGAAAAGGAUUUUCAAAUAAAACAACGUUUAAAAAGAAAAAGUGACUGUAAAUAUGUUUUGAAAAUAAAAACUAUUCUUGUUAAGGCAUGUUUACUAAUAAAAUUCAUUUAAA